This is a messenger RNA of Nicotiana tabacum (common tobacco), 1035 nucleotides long. The record is from RefSeq and is a predicted model, not a curated record. NCBI's taxonomy places the organism in Eukaryota, Viridiplantae, Streptophyta, Magnoliopsida, Solanales, Solanaceae.
UACCUAAAUUUACAGGAUAUGGAAAUCAAUACUUCAAGAAACUUGACGUCAAUUUGGAAGAACUAGACAGAACAUUUCUUGAGGAAUACAAAUGUAUUAUCCACUCAAAAGCUAAUGAAGUAAAUCUGGUCAAUUUAGCAAAAUGGGAGCCCCGACAUGGCAAAUUCAGGUACAGACAUCCAUGGGAACAAUACUUGAAAAUCGGAGAUCUUGUUCGUGAUUGUGCCAUUAACAUCGACGCUUUAAACUCAUGUCUUAGCUCCUGCAUUAUGACACCAGAAGGAAAGGAAAGAAUUCAAGAACCAUGCACAAAAAUGAGCGUAGAGUGUGGAUGUGCAUUGAAAGAAUUAGCAUUGUCAAUGAAAACAAUGAUUAUUUAUCCAACAACUGAUUCUCAUAUUCUAAAGGCAAAAGCAGCUUCUGAAAAACUAAGGUCCAUAAUUAGAAGUGGUAGCUUGAGUGAAGAAGCAGAGUUGCGGCAGCUGCUUCCGACGACAAGAGUAGCUUCGCUUGUUCUAGAUUUAGUAACCAGCUCUGUGGAAAUCUUGGACUCUGUUAAUCAACUUGCUGUUCUUAUGAAAUUCAAGAUUUUGGCAUCGAAACCAAAGCGAUUGGGGAGCAAGAACAGAAUCCCGAGUGGCAAUAUUGGAGAAGCACAUAUUGCAAUUAAUGUUGAGUGAUACCUAGGUUAACACACAAUCAUCAUUGUAAAAAGAGUUCGUUUUCAUAACGGAUAAAUCUAGAGGAUCAGUGGCACAUAGUCCAAACUCGCUCGAUAAUGCGUCCGCUUGUUAACUCUUUUUUCCCUUCGAAACUUGUUGAAUAUGGGCCCGGCCCUUUACCCUUGUUCACUUAAUUAAAUAUAGGCUUUUGGAUGAGUUUGAACUCGUGAUAUUUGUUUAACCCACACAUCACGGGUUGUACUUUCACCACUAGACCAAAGUCCUCGCUGGUUAUUGUAAAAAGAGUAAUAUUGUAUGGAAUGAAAUACAAAUUGUCUUGUAAGACAAAAUUUAUGCAGUGGUUCUUUUCUUA